CCCUACUGGUGUGACUGGUGGUGACUGCUGAGUAACAGAACUGCUAAUUUCCCGCUCUCCUCCGCGCUGGGACGGAAGUAUGACGUAGUUGGCAGGCGACUUGUACAGAGGGAAAUCUCGCGGUAUUUGCAUAUUCCUGAAUCAUGGCUGCAAUGAAAUUGCUACAAGCGGCGGCUGCCGGUCCCCAAAGCUCAGCUCCUCCCGGAGACACUGACUGGAUGGGGCGGGAAGUCAGCACCGGGACGACUAUUAUGGCGGUGGAGUUUGAUGGCGGCGUUGUCAUUGGCGCUGACUCCAGGACUACAACUGGGGCAUAUAUUGCUAAUCGAGUGACAGACAAACUGACUCCAGUACAUGAUCGAAUCUUCUGCUGUCGCUCUGGUUCUGCCGCUGACACUCAGGCCAUCGCUGAUGCCGUCACCUACCAACUGGGCUUCCACAGCAUCGAACUGGACGGACCCCCCCUGGUCCACACGGCGGCCAACCUCUUCAAGGAGAUGUGUUACCGCUACCGGGAGGAUCUGAUGGCCGGGAUCAUAGUGGCCGGCUGGGACAAGAGGAAGGGUGGGCAGGUCUAUACGGUGCCCAUGGGGGGGAUGUUGGUGCACCAGCAGUUCUCCAUCGGAGGCUCCGGCAGUUCCUAUAUUUAUGGAUUUGUAGAUUCCACGUACCGCCCGGGAAUGACUAAAGAGGAGUGUCUGAAAUUCACAGCCAAUGCGCUCGCUCUCGCCAUGGAAAGAGACGGCUCCAGCGGGGGAGUUAUCCGACUUGCCGCCAUCACAGAGGAAGGAGUCGAGCGACAGGUGAUCCUUGGCAACCAGUUGCCCCGUUUCCCCUCAUCCUGAAGGUUCCAAAUUCCUGUCUUUUUGCCCCGUCUGCUCUUUUGUUAUUCAGUCGUGUGUUAAUGAAUAAAGGCUGGUGCCCA
Xenopus laevis (African clawed frog) is the source of this 925-nucleotide messenger RNA. RefSeq names its product proteasome subunit beta 6 L homeolog (gene psmb6.L). Gene Ontology annotation, biological process: protein catabolic process. Gene Ontology annotation, cellular component: proteasome core complex; proteasome complex; cytoplasm. The transcript is spliced from 7 exons. Gene Ontology annotation, molecular function: threonine-type endopeptidase activity. The record is from RefSeq and is marked provisional. NCBI's taxonomy places the organism in Eukaryota, Metazoa, Chordata, Amphibia, Anura, Pipidae. Bases 144 to 845 code for a protein of 233 amino acids.